Messenger RNA from Saccostrea echinata, 561 nucleotides. RefSeq lists its product as uncharacterized. The transcript is spliced from 3 exons. NCBI's taxonomy places the organism in Eukaryota, Metazoa, Mollusca, Bivalvia, Ostreida, Ostreidae. The annotation marks the transcript as partial. The record is from RefSeq and is a predicted model, not a curated record.
AAGACGGAUUUCAAAGGCCCGGCGAUGAUCAGCUUAUCACCCGAGCUCUGGUUCUUUGUGCAAAAAUAUAUCCACCUGGCAAGAAGAUUGCCGAACUUCGUCUUCAAGAUGUCGGAUUCCAUUUUCAUUAAAUGGCCCACGGGGGGAAAACCUCCACAGCCACUCGACAAUUCAGGCUUAAACAAAGGUCUCGGCAGAUUGUGGAAUACAAUGUUCGGUUCAAACAAACCGAUUUCUACAACUAGGCUCAGAAAAUCCGUUGUCACCGAAGUCAGAAGGGCUGUACCCACUUCAAGGGAUGUGCUAGCUAGGCACAUGUCCCAUGAGCCUUCCACGGCCGACAGAUAUUAUCACAUGUCAGACAAAUCAAAGAUGGCGGUGCCCGUGUCCAGGCUCAUAACGGCUGUCAUGGAAGGGGAAAGUGAAGCAAUAAGAACUAUCAAACAGAUUGCACAGACGAGCUCCAUUCAAGAGAUAUAUCUUAAUGCACUUAUAUCGCAGACAGGUACUGAGGAAGGUAGUUCAAACCCUAACCCUACCCCUGAUUCUGACUCUCCAAAG